Molecule: messenger RNA, 381 nt
Organism: Macrobrachium nipponense
Lineage: Eukaryota; Metazoa; Arthropoda; Malacostraca; Decapoda; Palaemonidae
Exons: 1
Coding region: 1-381 (126 amino acids)
Source: RefSeq, a predicted model, not a curated record
AUGAAGAAGACCCUCACAUUCUGGAGUAAACCCAUUGAGCCAGCCCUGCAUGCUGCAAUUGCCUUACAUUACCUUGCAAUUGGAGAAUCCUGCAAGAGCCUGCCAUACCAAUUCCGUGUAGCUCCCAAGACAAUCAGCAGUAAUUUGCCUGAGACUUGUAAGGCCACAGUGGCUGCCUCUGGAGAUGAAGUCAUGCAGACCCCAGAGGAAUGGAAGGAGGUAGUCCGUGGGUUGGAGGAACGAUGGAAUUUCCCAUACACCCUUGGAGAAAUAGACGGGAAAUACAUUCAUAUCCAGAUCUCAGACUUUGGAGGGACUCAUUUCUUUGAUUAUAGAAAGUACUCUUUUAUUCUACUAGAAGUUAUUGUUGUUGAGUGCUAG